AUGUUUGUCAUGCAAUUCCGAGCCUUGCAUAAGCCUGGCUGGACCGACGCAGAUGUCAAACAGUGGGAGAUGAAGAUGACCGAGGUUUUCCAAGGGUUGGACAUUUUUGAGCUUGAUACAAAAAAUUUUUCCGACCUUGUCAAAGUGUUUGCUUAUUCGCAGUCUUAUGUGGAGGACGAAAUGGUGAGAGGUGCAAGGAUUAUGAUUCCAUACUUGAGCGUUGGCUUUGUAAUUAUGUGCGCGUGCAGUAUAGUAUCAGUGAUGAGUAGAGCGUAUUAUAAACACCAACAAAACUUGUACAAGACAGCUUUGGCUAUCAUGGCCUGUCUCACACCGCUAUUAGCGUGUGCUACAGCACUUGCUGGAAUGUUCUUAUGUGGAGUACGAUUUGCUUCGCUAUUAUGCGUCGUUCCAUUUCUAGCGCUUUCUAUAGGUGUGGACUCCUCAUACCUAAUGAUACAUGAAUGGCAGAGAGUCACGGAACAAAGACGCGAAUCGCCCAGGAGAAAAGAUAGUGUGGGAGAACGCUUGAGCGAAUAUUCACUUGUGCGCCGCACUCCUCUACAGGUGCUUUCCGAAGUAGGUCCCGCCAUCCUGAUCUCAUGUUUGACCAACUUUCUCGCGGAUUUUGUUGGCGCAUACUUUUCAUCUCCAGAGCUCAGGCUUUUAUGCAUUGCUAAUAUGCUUUCCAUGGUCAUGGCAUUCAUAUAUCAG
Molecule: messenger RNA, 714 nt
Organism: Cylicostephanus goldi
Lineage: Eukaryota; Metazoa; Nematoda; Chromadorea; Rhabditida; Strongylidae
Source: the annotation of a GenBank genome assembly